AUGACAACUCUGGCCGGAGCCGUCCCCAGGAUGAUGCGGCCCGGGGCCGGGCAGAACUACCCCCGCAGCGGCUUCCCGCUGGAAGUCUCUACUCCUCUAGGCCAGGGCAGAGUCAAUCAGCUCGGAGGAGUGUUUAUCAAUGGCAGGCCUUUACCCAACCAUAUCCGACACAAGAUAGUGGAGAUGGCCCACCAUGGCAUAAGGCCCUGUGUCAUCUCUCGCCAGCUGCGAGUGUCCCACGGCUGCGUCUCCAAAAUUCUCUGCAGGUACCAGGAGACGGGCUCCAUCCGGCCGGGGGCCAUCGGCGGCAGCAAGCCCAAGCAGGUGACGACGCCGGACGUGGAGAAGAAAAUCGAGGAAUACAAGCGGGAAAACGCCGGCAUGUUCAGCUGGGAGAUCCGAGACAAGCUGCUGAAGGACGGCGUGUGCGACCGCAACACGGUGCCCUCGGUGAGCUCCAUCAGCCGCAUCCUGCGGAGCAAGUUUGGGAAAGGCGAGGAGGAGGAGGCCGAGCUGGAGAGGAAGGAGGCGGAGGAAGGCGACAAGAAGGCGAAGCACAGCAUCGACGGCAUCCUCAGCGAGAGAGCUUCAGCACCCCAGUCUGAUGAAGGCUCUGACAUUGAUUCUGAACCAGACUUACCUUUAAAAAGAAAGCAGCGUCGUAGCAGGACAACCUUCACAGCAGAGCAACUGGAAGAGCUGGAAAGAGCUUUUGAGAGGACACACUACCCUGACAUUUAUACUCGGGAAGAACUUGCGCAAAGAGCCAAACUCACGGAGGCUCGAGUUCAGGUCUGGUUUAGUAACCGUCGUGCUAGAUGGAGGAAACAGGCAGGAGCCAACCAACUGAUGGCUUUCAACCAUCUGAUCCCAGGAGGAUUUCCACCCAGUGCCAUGCCAACUUUGCCGACAUACCAGCUCUCCGAGCCAUCCUACCAGCCCACCUCCAUACCGCAAGCCGUGUCUGAUCCAAGCAGUACAGUCCAUAGACCUCAGCCUCUUCCUCCAAGCACUGUACACCAAAGCAGCCUCCCUUCGAAUCCAGAGAGCAGCACUGCCUAUUGCCUACCCAGCACCAGGCAUGGAUUUUCCAGCUAUACAGACAGCUUUGUGCCUCCGUCCGGGCCCUCAAAUCCCAUGAACCCUGCCAUUGGCAAUGGCCUUUCACCUCAGGUAAUGGGACUCUUGACUAACCAUGGUGGUGUGCCCCACCAGCCUCAAACUGAUUAUGCCCUGUCCCCUUUGACUGGGGGCUUGGAGCCCACCACCACGGUCUCAGCCAGCUGCAGUCAGCGGCUAGAGCACAUGAAGAGUUUAGACAGCCUGCCUACAUCCCAGUCCUACUGCCCACCGACCUACAGCACCACAGGUUACAGCAUGGACCCUGUCACAGGCUACCAGUAUGGACAAUAUGGACAAAGUGCCUUUCAUUAUCUGAAGCCAGAUAUUGCAUAA
This is a messenger RNA of Cygnus atratus (black swan), 1455 nucleotides long. It is a transcript of the gene PAX3, whose product is annotated as paired box 3. The record is from RefSeq and is a predicted model, not a curated record. The transcript has 10 exons. Gene Ontology annotation, biological process: anatomical structure development; regulation of transcription by RNA polymerase II. The coding region runs from base 1 to 1455 and encodes 484 amino acids. Gene Ontology annotation, molecular function: RNA polymerase II cis-regulatory region sequence-specific DNA binding; DNA-binding transcription factor activity, RNA polymerase II-specific. Lineage: Eukaryota; Metazoa; Chordata; Aves; Anseriformes; Anatidae.